Molecule: messenger RNA, 1524 nt
Organism: Drosophila serrata
Lineage: Eukaryota; Metazoa; Arthropoda; Insecta; Diptera; Drosophilidae
Gene: nopo
Product: TRAF interacting protein no poles
Biological process (GO): protein ubiquitination; replication fork processing
Cellular component (GO): site of DNA damage; nucleus
Molecular function (GO): zinc ion binding; ubiquitin protein ligase activity
Source: RefSeq, a predicted model, not a curated record
CUGGGCGCGCAAACCAAGCGGCGUGCAUUUGUUGUUUUUGUUUUAAUUUAACUCUUUUUAUGUAGAUAGUUUUUGUGUUACGAAAAUGUUGAACUUGAACUGCGUAAUAUGCGCCGAAUUGUUUUCGCAGGCCGACGAGGUGUUUGUCACCGUCUGCGGCCACAUGUUCCAUCACAGUUGCCUGAACCAAUGGCUCGAUCGCUCCAAAACAUGUCCCCAGUGCCGCAACAAGUGCUCCACCAGAAACAUAUUCAGGGUUUACUUCAACCUGGCCAACUUAGAUGUGAGCCGCAUCGAUGUGGGCUCUCUGCAGGAGCAGCUGGAUAACGCCAAGCUGUCUAUGAAGAUGAUAGAAAAGGAGCGCCACAAGGACGAGCAGCAGAUCCGUGAUCUAAAAGACACGCAAAAGAAGUGCCUUAAAACCAUAGCAGGUCUGGAGCAGAAGGUGCAGAAGAAGGAGUUCCUUAUCAGCAGCUAUGCGGAACAGAUCAGUAUCCUCAAGAGCGACGCUCAGGUGGUGGACGCGCUGCGGAAGGAGAAUAAGUCUCUAAAGGUUCAGAUCCAGGCAAUGGAGGGGGUUUCGGCCAUUCUGGCAGCUGGUUCGGCGGACGCCGAGCGCCUGCUCAAGAACGAGUCGAACCCGCAUGUCCUGGCCAACUGGGUCUCCACACUGAAGCGUGAACUGCGCCAGUGCGAGAGCAAGAAGUCUGAGCUUAGGAAUGUUGUCAAAGUUGUACAGAAUGAUCUGCGUAAAGAGAUCGACCUGAAGAGAAGUCUUGAGGAGCGUGUCUCCCAUCUUGAGAGCGAUCUUUAUCGGGCACAAGAAAAGCUUCAACUGCGAGAGAGCAAGAUCAUUAGUUUGGACUCCACCAUUAGCUCUCCCGGUCUAAAUUGCAACCUUAUGGCCCUCAAAGUGGACGAUAGGCGGAGCACCAUCUCUCCUACAAUCAAAGAAAAUAUCAAGCGCAUCGAGGAGUCCACCUCGCCGUACCUCAACAUAAAGUCCAGCAGUGUGGGCUUGCCCCAUCUGCUCAGUGCCAGGGCUAAGGCCAAAUUAUCGCCUAUCAAGCGAACAGAUGGGCUUAAUAUGAUGAGUGGAACCGUAAGGAAAACCACCAGUGAUCUCAGCGAAAAGUACUCAAUUUUCAAGAAGCCACGACUGGUGCUGGGCAGUUCGAGCAGCACUGGCCUGGCGGCCACCACCGGCUCCAACUUUGUCUUUAAUGGCAUGGGUGGUUCCGAGAAAAUAGAUCCCUUCGCGCAGCGCGCAGAGGAAGAGGGCUUGGCAGGCGGCCGGCCUGCAACUGUCCGGAGUGUAACCCAACGCCUCAAGGCCGGCACGCUGCGGAACUUCAACCAGGGUAAAUAAGUCCACACCGCCAAGUGAUGAUCAUUUAGAGACUGCCUCAGUUGGGGAUUAGAGUGCGAUUGCUAUUAAGGAUUGCCAAUUAUGUUCGUUAGCCAUUGCAUGGAUUUAGUAUUAAUAAGUUAGUAGGUUUAUAAAAAUAAAAAAUGCGAGUUGAA